Acinonyx jubatus (cheetah) is the source of this 1454-nucleotide messenger RNA. Its product is annotated as pepsin A. Gene Ontology annotation, biological process: proteolysis. The transcript has 9 exons. Lineage: Eukaryota; Metazoa; Chordata; Mammalia; Carnivora; Felidae. Gene Ontology annotation, molecular function: aspartic-type endopeptidase activity. The coding region runs from base 128 to 1291 and encodes 387 amino acids. The record is from RefSeq and is a predicted model, not a curated record.
GUGACAUUGGGAGGCCGAUAAGGCUGAUCCCCAAGGACCUGGGCUGUAUAUAAGCAGCAGCUCCCGUGGACUGCGGUACACUUUCCACCCAUCUACCCUUCUCCGGAGAUCGGGACCGACGCGAACCAUGAAGUGGCUGCUGCUGCUCAGCUUGGUGGCACUCUCUGAGUGUACCAUCAUCAAGGUUCCCCUCACCAAGAAGAAGACCUUGAGGGAGAACCUGAUCGAGCACGGCCUCCUGGAUGACUUCCUGAAGAAGUACAGCUUCAACCCAGCCAACAAGUACUUCCACGAUGAGUCCGCCACCUUGAUAGCCGCCCAGCCCCUGGAAAACUACAUGGAUAUGGAGUACUUCGGCACCAUCGGCAUCGGCACCCCCCCUCAGCAGUUCACCGUCAUCUUCGACACCGGCUCCUCCAACCUGUGGGUGCCUUCUGUCUACUGCAAGAGUCCUGCCUGCACCAACCACAAGCGCUUCAACCCUCAGGAGUCCUCCACCUACCAGGCCACCAACAACCCAGUCUCCAUCGCCUAUGGCACCGGCAGCAUGACAGGCAUCCUGGGAUACGACACCGUCCAGGUCGGAGGCGUCUCAGACACCAACCAGAUCUUCGGCCUGAGUGAGACUGAGCCCGGCUCCUUCCUGUACUACGCUCCCUUCGAUGGCAUCCUGGGCCUGGCCUACCCCCAGAUCUCCGCCUCCGGGGCCACACCCGUCUUUGACAACAUGUGGAAUGAGGGGCUUGUUUCUCAGGAUCUCUUCUCAGUCUACCUGAGUGGCAAUGACCAGAGUGGCAGCGUGGUGAUGUUCGGUGGCAUUGAUUCUUCUUACUACACUGGAAAUCUGAACUGGAUCCCUGUUUCUGUCGAGGGUUAUUGGCAGAUCUCCGUGGACAGCAUCACCAUGAACGGACAGUCCAUCGCUUGUAACGGGGGCUGCCAGGCCAUCGUGGACACAGGCACCUCUCUGCUGACCGGCCCAAGCAACGCCAUUGCCAACAUCCAGAGCGACAUUGGAGCCAGCCAGAACUCAUACGGCCAGAUGGGGAUCAGCUGCUCAGCCAUCAGCAACCUGCCGGACAUCGUCUUCACCAUCAACGGCAAUGAGUACCCACUGCCUCCCAGUGCCUACAUCCUGCAGAGCCAGCAGGGCUGUAUCAGCGGCCUCCAGGGCAUGAACCUCCCCACCGCCUCCGGAGAGCUCUGGAUCCUGGGUGACGUCUUCAUCCGCCAGUACUUUGCCGUCUUCGACAGGGCAAACAACCAGGUCGGCCUGGCCCCCGUGGCCUAAGCCUGCGUCUUUCCCGCCACGUCCCCAGGAAGAUCCCGCCUUAGUUGUCCACUCUAGAUGUAUAUAAUUCUCCUGAUUGUUCUUCCUAUGGGAUCGUGGAGGCGGAAUCUUGGCCCUGUUCCCUAUCAUACCAAUAACGUAGAAUAAAAACCCAACCUCCUGA